This is a messenger RNA of Ornithorhynchus anatinus (platypus), 2637 nucleotides long. Its product is annotated as broad substrate specificity ATP-binding cassette transporter ABCG2. Gene Ontology annotation, molecular function: ATP binding; ABC-type transporter activity; ATP hydrolysis activity. The record is from RefSeq and is a predicted model, not a curated record. The transcript has 15 exons. NCBI's taxonomy places the organism in Eukaryota, Metazoa, Chordata, Mammalia, Monotremata, Ornithorhynchidae. The coding region runs from base 409 to 2469 and encodes 686 amino acids. Gene Ontology annotation, cellular component: plasma membrane.
CUUGUUCCAGCUCCGGACUCCGAGCCCUUAUCGCUCGGGGAAACUAGGCUCCCGUGGGGCAGGGACCUCUGGUUUGAUGUUCUCGGGAGGCCCCGGGAGGGUGGGCGGGAGCAGAGCGGGGUUCUCUCUGCGAGACGGGCUGGCUCGGCUCUGAGCGAGAAGGCAGGGGACUGGCUGGGUGGCAGCGGGCUGGCGGCGAACUCCUUGGGUGUCCUUUCUCUUGUUCCUCCGGUGGGUUUAACUCUGACUUGCAGGUAAGCACAGGCCCGAGAGAAAUCAGCCUGCUGUACCCUCUCCCGUGGGCCUCAGGGGCUGCGGGGGGAUCCAACCCACAGACCGGACCCCACAUUCCUCCCGUCCCCCAUCUUGGAGGCUUUACUCGGCUGAGCUGACCGGAGCCCACUGGCCAUGGAGCUCCGGCAGGGGCCGGAGCAGGAGCUGGAGGAGGGACUGGGACACCCGGAGAAAGAGGAUGGAGACGCCUUCCUCCAGAAGGGGGUCACCUUCCAAGAUUCCUUGCGGACCCCACACGGCUCCGUCGUCAGCUUCCACAAAAUCCAGUACUCCGUGCAGCUGGUGUCCGGCCUCCCUUGCCGGAGAGUCACGGAGGAGAGAAAAAUCCUGCACGAUGUGGAGGGCAUCAUGAAGCCCGGGCUGAAUGCCAUCCUGGGUCCCACUGGCAGCGGGAAGUCCUCGCUCCUGGACGUGCUGGCCGCUCGGAAGGACCCACAGGGUCUGUCGGGGGAGGUGCUGAUCGAUGGCUCUCCCCAGCCGCCCAACUUCAAGUGCAUCUCGGGCUACGUGGUGCAGGACGACGUGGUCAUGGGGACGCUGACGGUCCGGGAAAACCUGCUGUUCUCGGCCGCGCUGCGGCUGCCCCGUUCCACCCGCUUCCGGGAGAAGAAGGAGCGGGUGACCCAGAUCAUCGGCGAGCUCGGCCUCAACGCGGUGGCCGACUGCAAGGUGGGCACGGAGCUGAUCCGGGGGGUGUCGGGAGGGGAGCGCAAGAGGACCAGUAUCGGGAUGGAGCUGAUCACGGAGCCCCCGGUCCUCUUCCUGGACGAGCCGACCACUGGCCUGGACUCCAGCACGGCCUACGCCGUCCUACUGCUGCUUAAGAGGCUCUCCCGGAAGGGCCGCACCAUCAUCCUCUCCAUCCACCAGCCCCGCUACUCCAUCUUCAAGCUGUUCGACAGCCUCACCCUGCUGGCGCUGGGCCAGGUGGUCUACCACGGCCGAGCCCAGGACGCCCUCGGCUACUUCCGUUCCAUCGGAUACGAAUGUGAACCCUUCAACAACCCAGCGGAUUUCUUCCUGGACGUCAUCAACGGAGACUCCACCGCCGUGGCGGCCGGUCAGACUGUGGGGGGCGAGGAAGGCCAGCAGGGUGUGGAGUACCCCCCGGAGAAGGGAGCUGGGGGCCCCAGCCUGGUGGAGAAGCUGCACAAGCUGUACCUGGAGUCCCCGCAAGCCCAGAGCUUGCAGGCGGCCCUGUCCAUGGCCAAGAGUGCCCAAAGCGGAGCCCAGCGGGCAGGGGGGAGCCGCCGGCGGCCCUUGCAGACCAUCACCUAUGCCAGCGGCUUUGGCACCCAGCUCUACUGGCUCACCCAGCGCUCCUUCAAGAACCUGGUCCGCAGCCCUCAGGCCUCCGUCGCUCAGGUGGCAGUGACCAUCAUGUUGGCCCUGGUGAUGGGAGCGAUCUUCUUCGAUGUCAAGCUGGACCAGAGCGGCAUUCAGAACCGAGUGGGGGCUCUGUUCUUCAUGACGACCAAUCAGUGCUUCUCCACCGUGUCUGCCAUCGAGCUGUUCGUCAAGGACAAGAAGCUGUUUGUCCACCAGUACACCAGCGGCUACUACAGAGUCUCCGCCUACUUCUUCGCCCUGCUGUUUGGGGACCUGCUGCCCAUGAGGACUGUGCCUGCCAUCAUCUACUCCUGCAUCAGCUACUGGAUGAUCGGCUUCCAGGGUUCCGCUAGCAAGUUCUUCUUCUUCACACUGACCAUGAUACUCCUCACCUACACGGCCACGGCCAUGUCCCUGGCCAUCAGUGCCGGCAUGGAGGUGGUGGGCAUCGCCAACCUGUUCAUCACCAUAUCCUUCGUCUUCAUGAUUCUCUUCUCGGGGCUCCUGGUGAAUUUGCCCUCCAUGAUGGGCUGGCUCAACUGGCUCAAAUACUUCAGCAUCCCUCGCUAUGGCCUGACGGCGCUGGAAAUGAAUGAGUUCCGGGGACUCUAUUUCUGCGGCGAAAGAACCAACGCCACCAUCGCCCCGCCGGAGAACUUGACCUCCUGCCAUGGGGGCGACUCCUGGGCCAGAGAAAUAUGCUAUGGAGAGAAGUAUCUCUGCAGUCAGGGUGUGGGGGUCUCCAACUGGGCCAUGUGGGAGAACAUCUUGGCCCUCGUCUGUAUGACCCUCAUUUUCCUCAGCAUCGCCUACGUCAAGCUGCGCUUCAUGAAGAAGUUCACUUAACCCCCCCUUCUUUCUCUCUUCCUCCCACAACCCUGCUCCUCACGUGCCCUGGGAAAGGGCUGCCUCUCCCCUCCUGGACCAGGGCUCCCCAUAUUUAUGAGAGGGAGAGCGGGGGGCUCCCCUGUUUUUUACUGGCGUUGUAGCUGGAACAAGCUUGUUGGAACCGUA